AUGGCCCGUAAAGAUGACUCGAAUGCAAGGGACCUCUGGGAGAAAGAGGAGCUGUUGAAGAGCACUUAUCCAGUCGGCACAACCUUUGCUGAUGACUUCAUUGUUGUCGAAAAGUCUCCAAGCAGCAUUCUGCUGCGGGGCGGGCUGUCCCCCACAGUAGCCCCUGAUGGCCCACGCGAGUUGGACAGCAUCAUAACUCUAGUUGCAGACGUCGACCGACAGGCCCGAGUCGUCAGCUUCAAGCUCAAGUCGAUACUCCUCAAUGGAGUGAGCGACGGUAAAGGUGUUCCACUCGUUGGACCCGGAAUCUUCUUGCACCAGCAGUACGCUAAGCUAUUGGUGACUGCUGGCGUUGACCAUUGUGUUGCGUGA
This is a messenger RNA of Colletotrichum fioriniae, 372 nucleotides long. RefSeq lists its product as uncharacterized. The record is from RefSeq and is a predicted model, not a curated record. NCBI's taxonomy places the organism in Eukaryota, Fungi, Ascomycota, Sordariomycetes, Glomerellales, Glomerellaceae.